Penaeus monodon (black tiger shrimp) is the source of this 2432-nucleotide messenger RNA. It is a transcript of the gene Ctps, whose product is annotated as CTP synthase 1-A-like. Gene Ontology annotation, cellular component: cytoplasm; cytoophidium. Gene Ontology annotation, biological process: CTP biosynthetic process; pyrimidine nucleobase biosynthetic process. The record is from RefSeq and is a predicted model, not a curated record. Gene Ontology annotation, molecular function: CTP synthase activity; identical protein binding. NCBI's taxonomy places the organism in Eukaryota, Metazoa, Arthropoda, Malacostraca, Decapoda, Penaeidae.
CAAGGUAGCGCAUGUGCAAUUGUUUUGUUUAAACGCGUCUCAAAGGGCGAGAACCUCAGACCCAGAACCCCAUCAUGAAAUACAUCCUGGUGACUGGAGGUGUGAUAUCGGGGAUUGGCAAGGGUGUCAUUGCUUCGAGCGUUGGCACUAUCCUCAAGCACUGCGGCCUGAGGGUCACUUCCAUCAAGAUCGACCCUUACAUCAACAUUGAUGCCGGAACCUUCUCCCCUUAUGAGCACGGUGAGGUGUUUGUGCUGGAUGACGGUGGAGAGGUGGAUUGACCUGGGGGAAUCGAGCGGUUUCCCGACCACUCCACCCUGCAACAAAAAAACACAGGCAAGAUUUACCGCGGUGUAAAAAAACGUGUUGAAAAAUCUCAUCAUUAUAGUUACACUGCCAUUGCUUCCUUUCAGGUGGUGCCACACAUCACAGACGCAAUUCAGGAAUGGGUAGAGACAGUGGCACAUCGGCCAGUGGAUGGCGAUCAGGCAGAUCCUGAGGUUUGUAUCAUUGAGCUGGGAGGCACCAUUGGAGACAUCGAGGGUAUGCCCUUUGUGGAGGCCUUCAGGCAGUUCCAGUUUAGAGUGAAGAGAGAGAACAUUUGUGUGGUUCACGUGUCCCUGGUACCCCAGCCAUCCUCAACAGGAGAGCACAAGACCAAGCCAACCCAAGCCAGCGUGAGGGAGCUGCGUGGAUUGGGUUUGUCUCCCGACUUCAUCGUGUGCCGCUCAGAGAAGCCCAUUGACCAGUCCGUCAAGCACAAGAUCUCCAACUUCUGUCAUGUGUCUCCAGAGCAGGUCAUUUGUUUGCAUGAUGCCUCAAGCAUUUAUGCAGUGCCAUUGAUGUUGGAGGAGCAACAGGUGUCGCAUCUUCUCAGCGAUCGUCUCAGCCUCAACUUGAACACACAUCGCCCCAGGAACUUCAUGAAGAAAUGGCGUGAUCUCUCUACCAAGCAUGAGCAUCUACGAUACAGUGUCACCAUUGUGCUGGUUGGAAAGUAUACACAACUAGAGGACUCAUACGCCUCGGUGAUCAAGGCCCUGCAGCACGCAGCCCUUGCAUGCAACCGCAAACUGGAUCUGAAGUGCAUGGAGGCUGAGGACCUAGAGGAGGAGGCCAAGGCAAGCCGGCCUGUCAAGUACUAUGAAGCUUGGCAGAAUGUGUGCAAGGCAAAUGGUAUUAUUGUUCCUGGAGGCUUUGGUCAGCGUGGAAUGGAAGGAAAGGUUGCUGUGUGCAAAUGGGCCAGGACAAUGAAGAAGCCGCUGUUGGGUGUAUGCCUAGGCUUACAAGCUGCAGUCAUUGAAUAUUCAAGAAAUGUACUGGGCUGGACAGAUGCCAACAGCCAGGAAAUGUUGCCUGAGGGAACAAGACAUGUGAUUGUGGAGAUGCCUGAGCACAACCCAGGCCAGCUUGGGGGCACCAUGAGGCUGGGCAAGAGGCAGACUGUGUUCAAAUCGCAUGACUCAAAGCUCCGUCAGCUGUAUGGCAAUGUGGACUUUGUUGAGGAGAGGCACCGACACAGGUUUGAAGUGAAUCCAAAAUUUGUCGCUGAUUUAGAGGCAGCUGGAAUGAAGUUUGUAGGCCAUGAUGUUGAUGGAGAAAGGAUGGAAAUCAUGGAAUUGGCAGAUCACCCUUACUAUGUGGCCUGUCAGUACCAUCCAGAGUACCUCACUAGGCCAUUGAAGCCAUCCCCCCCGUACCUGGGUCUAAUCCUUGCAUCUAGUGGCAAGUUGGAGCAGUAUUUGUCCCGGGGAUGUCGAAUGAGCCCCACCGAUUCUCCUGAGUCCUCCGACGAGGAGCUGCCCAUGCCUCCCCACCUGCUGGUACACCAAACAGACAAGCCUAGCAUGUCACCUGCUUCUCGCACCACUCCUCCCCCCACACUCCAAGAAGUGCCUACCUCGACCCUCAACAACUCCUCCUCCCCAGCUGAGAAGAGCGACCUUGGAGAAAGUAAAAAGAGCCUAUAAUAGUAUGGCUGGUCUAGGACAUUUGAUUAGCCAUGGUGUUAUACUUACUCUUACGUUUUUUUUUAUUAAAACAUCAGUAUUACUAUAUGUGCAGUUCCCCUAUGGUUCAUGUCCAGAGUGCAUUUGCUUGUAAGUUUUACACAAACACCUAUAUCAGAUCUAUAGUUUAUAUGUGGUGCAUUAUUGAAAGCCUAUUAUUCACAUCCCUUAGUGUUCAUAUUCAAAAUAUUAAAGACAGAAGAUAACUUUGUAUAUUUUGUGCUAGCCAUAUCAUCCCACCCCUUCCAGAGAUAUAAAACUAUAUUUAAUGUGUCUGUCACACCCCCAGCAAUGUAAAACGAUAUAUAAUGUGGUUUUCACAAUGAUCCUUUGUAAAUGGUCAUUAUAUUUAUUGGCAAGUGAACCACACUAAGCAUGCAUGUGUGUUAAAGGAUAUAGAUAUUCUCUAUAUUUCAAGCUUUA